GGGUAAAAGUAAGAAGUAAAAACCGAGGAGGAGGAGUAAAAUAGGCUUUAUCUUUUCGAUCAAGAAACGAAGCCAGCCAGUUUUGAACAUAUAUACAUACACACCCAUCUCUAUAUAUAACACCCACACCCACCCCUCCAGAUUUGAGAUCUCUCAUUGUUUCAACACACGCUUUGCUUACAAUUCAAUCGCACCUGCUUAGCUAUGAGUAAUCAACCCGAAUCAUCCGACCCGAAAGGCACAAAGAGGGAUUUUAGUACUGCCAUUCUGGAGCGAAAGAAGGCGGCCAAUCGCCUUGUUGUUGAUGAAGCGAUUAAUGAUGACAAUUCUGUUGUGGCUCUUCAUCCGGAGACUAUGGAGAAGCUGCAGCUGUUUCGCGGCGAUACGAUACUGAUUAAGGGUAAGAAAAGAAAAGAUACAAUCUGCAUUGCCCUGGCUGAUGACACUUGUGAUGAACCAAAGAUUAGGAUGAACAAGGUUGUCAGAUCAAACCUGAGGGUCAGGCUUGGAGAUGUGGUUUCUGUUCAUCAAUGCGCUGAUGUCAAGUAUGGGAAGCGUGUUCACAUUCUCCCUGUGGAUGACACCAUUGAAGGUGUUACUGGAAAUCUGUUUGAUGCUUAUCUGAAACCUUAUUUCCUAGAGGCAUAUCGACCUGUUAGAAAGGGAGACCUUUUUCUUGUCAGGGGAGGUAUGAGGAGUGUGGAAUUUAAGGUUAUUGAGACUGACCCUGCUGAGUAUUGUGUGGUUGCCCCUGAUACUGAAAUCUUUUGUGAGGGUGAGCCUGUGAGAAGGGAGGAUGAGGAUAGGUUGGACGAAAUCGGUUAUGAUGAUGUUGGUGGUGUCCGUAAACAGAUGGCACAGAUUAGAGAGUUGGUGGAGCUGCCAUUGCGUCAUCCGCAGCUCUUCAAGUCCAUAGGAGUGAAGCCCCCAAAAGGAAUUUUGCUCUAUGGACCACCCGGGUCUGGAAAAACUUUAAUAGCUCGCGCAGUUGCUAAUGAAACAGGUGCAUUCUUCUUUUGUAUUAAUGGACCCGAGAUUAUGUCGAAGUUGGCUGGAGAGAGUGAAAGCAAUCUUAGAAAAGCAUUCGAGGAAGCGGAAAAAAAUGCUCCUUCGAUUAUCUUCAUUGAUGAAAUUGACUCAAUUGCCCCUAAGCGUGAGAAGACUAAUGGGGAAGUUGAGAGGAGAAUUGUUUCCCAGCUGCUGACUCUUAUGGAUGGACUUAAAUCCCGUGCCCAUGUCAUUGUUAUGGGUGCUACAAAUCGUCCCAACAGUAUUGACCCUGCUUUGAGAAGGUUUGGGAGAUUUGAUAGAGAAAUUGAUAUUGGUGUUCCUGAUGAAGUUGGGCGUCUAGAGGUUCUUCGUAUUCAUACCAAGAAUAUGAAGCUUGCUGAAGAUGUCGAUUUGGAAAAAAUUUCGAAGGAGACUCAUGGUUAUGUUGGUGCCGAUCUGGCAGCUCUAUGUACUGAGUCUGCACUCCAAUGUAUUAGGGAAAAGAUGGAUGUCAUUGACUUGGAAGAUGAUACCAUUGAUGCAGAGAUUCUCAAUUCAAUGGCUGUUACUAAUGAACACUUCCAUACUGCUCUCGGAACUAGCAAUCCGUCUGCUCUGCGUGAAACUGUUGUUGAGGUUCCCAAUGUUAGUUGGGAGGAUAUUGGUGGCCUGGAUAAUGUUAAGAGAGAGCUUCAAGAGACUGUUCAGUAUCCUGUGGAGCAUCCUGAGAAGUUUGAGAAGUUUGGUAUGUCGCCUUCUAAGGGUGUGCUUUUCUAUGGGCCACCUGGAUGUGGGAAAACCUUGCUGGCCAAAGCUAUUGCCAAUGAAUGUCAAGCAAAUUUUAUUAGUAUCAAGGGACCUGAAUUGCUCACCAUGUGGUUUGGAGAAAGUGAGGCAAAUGUACGAGAAAUAUUUGACAAGGCUCGUGGAUCUGCCCCUUGUGUGCUAUUCUUUGAUGAACUGGAUUCUAUUGCUACUCAGAGGGGAAGCAGUUCUGGAGAUGCUGGUGGAGCUGCUGAUAGAGUUUUAAAUCAACUUUUGACUGAAAUGGAUGGAAUGUCCGCCAAGAAAACGGUUUUUAUCAUUGGAGCUACUAACAGGCCUGAUAUUAUUGAUCCUGCACUAUUGCGGCCUGGUCGUCUAGAUCAGUUGAUCUACAUCCCUCUUCCUGAUGAAGCUUCCCGAUACUCAAUAUUUAAGUCAUGCCUCAGGAAAUCUCCAGUUUCGAAAGAUGUUGACUUGAAGGCUCUUGCACAGUACACUCAGGGCUUCAGUGGUGCUGAUAUUACUGAAAUAUGCCAGCGUGCGUGCAAAUAUGCUAUCAGGGAAAACAUUGAGAAAGAUAUUGAGAAGGAGAGGAAAAGAAAUGAAAAUUCUGAGGCUAUGGAAGAGGAUGUCGAUGAUGAGGUAUCAGAGAUUAAGGCUGCUCAUUUUGAAGAGUCGAUGAAGUAUGCUCGCAGAAGUGUAAGCGAUGCUGACAUUCGCAAAUAUCAGGCAUUUGCUCAAACAUUGCAGCAGUCCAGAGGAUUUGGUUCUGAAUUCCGAUUUGCAGACACUAGUGCUGCAGCAGCUGCAUCUGAUCCUUUUGCAACUUCUGCUGGCGGAGCUGAUGAAGAUGACUUGUAUAGUUAGGCUGUACCUGUUUAUUUACCAUACACUCGUGUUGUUUUCGAACUACUAUUUUAAUUCUCAACUUACAGUGUAUGGGUAAACUUAUUGCUUUCUUCGGGUAAGAUGGGAUUCAAAGCAUCCAUGGAUAAUUAUUUCAGCAGAACUUGUAUGUUUGGACUUGUGUCUGACUCCUUGUUUAGCAAAUGUAAUUUGCAUAAUUAAAUCAUUAUUUUACAGACUUUCUAUUAAGUUAUCUUUUUGGA
Molecule: messenger RNA, 2864 nt
Organism: Daucus carota subsp. sativus
Lineage: Eukaryota; Viridiplantae; Streptophyta; Magnoliopsida; Apiales; Apiaceae
Product: cell division control protein 48 homolog E
Exons: 9
Coding region: 205-2622 (805 amino acids)
Biological process (GO): autophagosome maturation; retrograde protein transport, ER to cytosol; mitotic spindle disassembly
Cellular component (GO): cytosol; VCP-NPL4-UFD1 AAA ATPase complex; nucleus
Molecular function (GO): ATP binding; ATP hydrolysis activity; polyubiquitin modification-dependent protein binding
Source: RefSeq, a predicted model, not a curated record